AACGAGUAUGGCGGACUAGGUUGCUGGAAUCAACUUGCUUUUCCUUGCUGCAUUUCUUUUACCCGUUCGUCCACGUCAACCAGUGACUAACAAACCUUGGUUUCGCUUACGCUGCUGCGUUUUGGUUUCGUUCCAGUUUAUGCGAUGCCUGACGGACCCCGUCGCCUUACCCUCACGCUUCUGUUCGCGUCCCUUACGUAUUCACUCCUGAUAGUCACAUAUCAUGACGACGUCGUUAGUUGUUCCAAAAGCGAAUAGCCACAGGAGAAGCUGCAGCGACGGAAACGGGAGACGUCAGUCGCUGAGAAGUAGUAACGGCAAUAGCAAUAGUCGUAUAAGUAAGCUUGGUUCUAGAAGCGUAGGCACGUGCGACACUCAUAAACGAGACACAUUAGGGGGAGGCGUUGUCAUUGACAGGACGACCACCAAGGCUAGCUUAAGGUCAAAACGCAGAGGCUCCGAUAUAGUCACAGCCACAAACGAGAACUUUCGAACGUCAGCAACACGUGCCCCAAGAUAGCACAUCCGCUUUGGCUCCCAGGCUCAGCCGGGCUUGACCACUCCGAGCCUGUCCCCGCCGAACCUGGCGGGCCAUCAGGCAUGGCUGCCGAACCUGCAAGCUCGGGGCUGAGAAUAAACUGCUGGUGCCGGAGACUACAUAGACUCCAUGAACUACAUAGACCACAUCGACUACAUACAUUUCUUCUAGUUUUUAUACACGUGCUCUCAAUAACGCGGACGGCUGCUCAGAGUCCAGUCGAUGUGGAUAAGGCGGCUCUGCUGAACUUUAAAGCCCAUGUCACAGAAGAUCCUACAGGCGCGCUGUCCAACUGGAACCCCGACGACCCCGACCCGUGCUCCUGGACGGGCGUCGACUGCAACCCCUUCUCCCGCCGGGUCACUUCCCUCUCCCUCCCCUACCGCUCCCUCUCCGGCUCCCUCGACCUCCCAGACCCCUCCCUGGGCUCGCUCACCGACCUCCUCCACCUCUCCCUCACCGGCAACUCCUUUCCAGGCUCCUUCCCCUCUGCCCUCGCCCUCCUCUCCUCGCUACAGUCCCUGGAGCUAUCCGAAACGGAGCUGUCAGGGAAAAUCCCCGGGAAUACCCUCUCCGCCCUCCGCCGUCUAGCCGUUCUAGACCUGCGCAAGAACACGCUCUCGGGGUCAAUACCCCCAGAAAUCUCGGCUCUCAACUCACUAAUCAAACUAGACCUAAGAGAAAACGCUCUCUCGGGCUCCCUCCCUGCAGAAAUGCAAUCCCUAGGUCAGCUGCAGGACAUGCUGCUGGACUACAACCAGCUCUCCGGCCCCCUCUCGCCCGGUCUCCUAGCGUCUCUCCCCAUCAUCCAAACCAUCUCAGCAAGAGGGAACGGAUUCGAAGGCUCGGUCCCGAAGGAGCUAGGGUACGCGCAGCGGCUUUCAAGGUUGGAUCUGGGGGGAAACAGGCUGGAUGGGAGCAUUCCAGAGACGCUGGGGCAGAUGUGGAGUCUGACUUCGUUGAGGUUGGACUCGAACCGGAUAGGAGGGUUGAUUCCGACGAGGCUGAACACGCUGGCGCAGCUGCAGGUGCUGACGCUGAAUGGGAACGAUUUAGUAGGGGAACUUCCCCCGUUUAAUGGGCUGGAGAAUCUGGUUCGGUUUGACGUGUCGAAUAAUGAUUUGUUCGGGUCGACGCCGGCAGAAGGGCCCCUGGCGAAGUUCCCCCCGUCCUCGUUUGAAGGCAACCCGGGAUUGUGUUAUGGGGAAUGCCCGCCCUCCCCCCCCUGGUGGGACCCCAGUCCGCCCUCCCCUCCCCCUCGUGCCCCCCCGCCCCCCUUCGUCUCCCCAUCCGCUCCUCUUCCUCCUCCGCCUGCCUCUCCCCCACCGCAGGAGCCCCCUCCCCCGGUUCAGCCUCCUCCUCCUCUUCUCCCUCCACCUGUGUCCACUCCCCCUAACGCUCCCCCUCGGCUUCUUCCCCCUCCUCUUUCUUCUCCUCCUCUUCCUUCCCCUCCUCUGCUGCUCCCCGCUCCCCCUUUUCCUCCCCCCAAGCCCCCCUCUCCCCCCCGGAAACGCCCGCCCCCAUACCCCCGCUCUCCCCCUCCCAAUCCCCCCCCUUCCCCCCCAACCUCCCCUUUCUUCCCCGAAAUCACCCCUGCAGGUCCCCCAUUCAAGCCCCCCUCCCCCCCACGCCCUCCCCCCCGUCCGCCUCUGACCCCUCCCCCACUUGCGCCUCCCCCUGGUACCGCCCCCCCGCCAGGGGAAGGGCCUUCCCCCGCCCCCUCUCCUUCCCCCAGCCCUUCCCCCUCAUCCGCACCCUCUCCCGCUCCCACUUCUUCCCCCUCCCCUACUCCUGCUCCCGCUUCCCUUCUCCCUCCUCCUCUCGCCCAACCGCCCAUUUCUCCCCCUCCUAAUUCCUCCACUCCCCCACCCUCCCAAGCAACACCUCCUCUCCCUUCUCCUCUCACCCCUCCUCUCACUCCCCCUCUCACUCCCCCUGCCACCCCUCCUUCAAACUCCCUCCCACCACCACCACCACCAGCACCACCGCCUGGUGAUUCGUCUAGUAACCUAGACGUAUCCUCCUCCCCCACCCCACCUCCCCCCUCUACAAGCACCAACCCCUAUAGUAACGACCUGGCCUGGUGGCAGCUGCUCGCGUUAUGUGCUGCCUCGUUACUAGCAACUCUGCUCUUUGCAGCGCUGUUCACCUUUGGAUGCCCGUAUCUCUGCGGCAUGGCAGCACGGGCGAAGCACAGGUAUAAUGGGGUGCCUACUAACGAGGAUGCUGCUAUUAAAGCGGAAGCUGAAGCAGCAGCGGCGACGGCGGCGGUGGCAGGGGGAGCAGGAGCAGGGACUUAUAGCGGGCCGUACAGUAACGAGUAUGGAACGGGAGGAGCAGAGGGAGAAGGGGGGAUGGGGAUGCAGGGAGGGGAAGGGAUGCCUGCUGGUGGUGCUGCUGGUGGUACAGCAGCAGGCGGGGCAGCAACAGCAGCAGCAGCAGGAGGAGGAGGAGGAGCAGGAGCAGCAGGAGGAGCAGCGCUGAUAGGAGCAGCUGCUGCUGCAGCUGCAGUGGGUAUAGGUGCUGGUGCUGCCGGUGCUGCAGCAGCAGCCGGCUCAAAAUCACCAGGAGGGGCCGGAGACGAUGAUGAUGAUGAUGCAGAUGGUGUGGCGGCAGGAGCAGGAGGGGAGAGCAGCUCGUUGCUGGUGACCAUGUUUGACGGGAGGGCCGUGCGUGCAUCCGCGUUAUUAGCAGCCACGGACGAGUUCGGGCAGAGCAAGAUGAUCACGAGGGGCCCGGGGCCCAGCGGGGGGACGGCGUUUGUGGCGGACAUGCUGGGGGACGAAGGACCCAUGCUCGUGGCGAAACUGCUGCCCACGGUGACAGAGCAAGGGGAGGAUGGGGAGGAGUUUCCUGUUCCUAUGAGUCUGAAUAUGGAGGAAAUGCGGGCGCUGGCGGAGAUCGACCAUCCGAACGUGCUACCACUGCUGGGUUGCUGGGAGGAUGAGAUCACGGGGAGGCGCGUGCUGCUGUACGAGCUCAUGCCCAAUGGGGAUUUGAACGACUUCCUCUAUGAUGAGGAGCUUUCUGAGAACUCGCUAACGUGGGACGCGCGGAAGAAAGUGGCGAUAGGGAUAGCCCAGGGCGUGGCCCAUCUCCAUACCCUCACUCUCCCGCGGCCGCCCGGCUCCCAACUGGCCCCCGACCCUCUGGUGCACGGGUCGCUGCAUCCAGGGAACAUCCUGUUGGGGGACGAUGGGGAAGCGCGGCUGACCGACACGGCAGCUGCCCGCAUUGCAUUCGAUUCGGACGAUGUACACGUGGCGCCUGAAACACUUGGGUAUACUCCGCCUGAGUACAUGUCCGGCCCUACAACAGCAACCCCAGAGGGCGACGUGUUCAGCUUCGGCGUCGUUCUUCUCGAGCUGCUAACAGGCCGACCCCCCUUAGACCCCUGGUUCGCAGAGAACGAGCUGGGCGACGUGAUCGGGUGGGUGAACGUGUGUGUGGAGGAGGGGGCGGCGGGGGAUGUCUUGGACCCGAGGGUAGCGGAUAUAGCGGAGUGCGAGGGCGAGAUGCUGGAGGCGCUCAAGAUCGCGCUGGUGUGCGUGGGGGAGGAGGCGGAGGAGCGGCCCAUCAUGGCGGAUAUAGUCUCCAUGCUGGAGAGAGUAGGCGACGAGGGGGGUGGGUAGGCUGUGAGUUCUGGGUGCUGAAAACACAAGGCGCUGGCAGGAGGGCAGUAGUAGGGGGGGGCAGGAGGAGGGGCAGGAGGAGGGGCAGGAGGACAGGAGGGGGGAUGAGGCCAAGAGGGGGGCGUGCUGGACCCGAGAGUGGCGGGCAUAGCGGAGUGCGAGGGCGAGAUGCUUGAGGCGCUCAAGAUCGCGCUGGUGUGCGUCUUUUUAGUGUGCUGCACCCAUCACACGAUGACUUGCAUAUCAACAUCAUGAGGGACCUUCCACGGUCCACCUCAAUAACUAAAUGCCUUGAAAUAUCAUUGCAUUGAUAUCGCACUUUCGGAGUUUCCUCCCAGGAGGUGCCCUUCCUGUCAUUCCACGACCACGACCUCAUUG
Messenger RNA from Closterium sp. NIES-67, 4548 nucleotides. The record is from the annotation of a GenBank genome assembly. Lineage: Eukaryota; Viridiplantae; Streptophyta; Zygnematophyceae; Desmidiales; Closteriaceae.